Messenger RNA from Ceraceosorus guamensis, 1607 nucleotides. RefSeq lists its product as hypothetical. Gene Ontology annotation, cellular component: mRNA cleavage and polyadenylation specificity factor complex. The transcript has 7 exons. The coding region runs from base 192 to 1394 and encodes 400 amino acids. Lineage: Eukaryota; Fungi; Basidiomycota; Exobasidiomycetes; Ceraceosorales; Ceraceosoraceae. Gene Ontology annotation, biological process: mRNA alternative polyadenylation. The record is from RefSeq and is a predicted model, not a curated record. Gene Ontology annotation, molecular function: mRNA binding.
CACCUCGUUCUUGGGCACGCACUUCCGCCCUUCUCGCCCUCGCCCCCAGGCUCCCGUGCUGUGGGGUCUGAUUUCAGCUCCGCUCCAUCUAGCUUCCUGCAUUGCCGAAUACGUCGGCAGUCUCUUCCCACCCCCUGCUCCACGCCAAUCGAUCAAUCAAUCUGUAAGCUAAGCCGAGAAGACUUGAAAAAAUGGACGACGAUAACUUCGAUCUGUACGGCGAGCAAGAUCUGUAUGCGCCGGUCAAGAGUCAAGAGGGUGCAGAGGAUGAAGAGGACCUCAUUGGGUACAAGGAAGAGGAGCAGGAUUCCCAAGUAGAUGAUAAAGCAGCUUUGCGAUCCAAUGGGGCAGGCCCGUCAGCCGGCGGCUCUUCUUCUUUCAUACCUCCGCCUCAAAUCAAUCCUGAGACUGGAAUUGACCCUAGGAAUGCUUCCGCCAACGCGGUGAAGAGGAGCAGAGAUGAUAUAGAAGAAGACGUGGAUCGGAAAGACGGCCGGUACUCUGGUCUGCACCAAGAUGGAGCAUCGACUUCAGCUUCGAAUUCCGGCUCCGGUAGUGGAGCAAGCGCUGCUCUACCGCUUCCUCCCGGACGUUCGGGCCUGGCCGGCAGGCCCAAAGUGACGGAUCCGAGCAUACAAAACGCUCUGUAUAUUGGAGAGCUCGACUGGUGGGUCAGCGAUGAGGAUAUAAGGCAGGUGGCUCAGAAUGUUGGCCUCGACACAUCCCUCUCCGACGUAUCUUUCUCUGAACACAAAGUCAAUGGCAAAUCCAAAGGCGUCGCUUGGGUGGAAUUCUCCUCGGAAGAAGAAGCUCGGAGGUUGAAGACGUGGUUUGAGGAAAACGAUUUCAACUUCAAGCGCGCCUUGAUCACAAUGAGCACAAGCGCGCAUGGCAAUCCAUUCCGUACGCUGCCCAAGGAUCCGCCCGCACGAGAGCAAAGAGGGGGCCCAGGAGGAGGGAUGAGAGGAGGAAGAGGCGGAGGCAACAGCGAUGGCUCAAGAGGCGGAAGGGAUCGGAAUGGUAUGGGCGGCGCAGGAGCAGGUCCUCUACCUCAACCACCCCAAAUGGCUCCUCCGAUUCGAAUGGGCGGACCAGGCAGCUCUAUGCCGAUGUUCAAUCCGGCCAUGAUGGGUAUGAUGGGCAUGUCCGCCGGGCCAAAUGGUGCUAAUCCUCCACGACCCGGAGCUGGGGCCUUUGGCGCGCCAAAUCAGAUGAACAUGCCCUUUCCUAUGGGCGGAUUUGGACAGGGAAUGGGAGGACACAUGGGAAAUGGGAACCGUGGUGGAAGGGGUGGAUACAGAGGAGGAGGAGGAGGAGGAAGAGGAGGUCAUGCAGGUGGUGGAGGUGGUGGUCACUUCGUGAGUAUUUGUACGCGUCAAACGGGCAUUUUCUGAAGGGCAAAGGUAGCAGUCUUCAGACAUGCCGCCCCUCAGCCAAAAGCAUCGCACUGCAGUUCGGUUUCGGAGCGCUCCAGAAGUUUGCUAACCCCGAUCGGUCCCCUUGUUUGUCAUGGGCAGAAUCCACAUUUCUUCCCUGGAGCGGCUCCACCGAUGCAAAUGGGCGGAGCGUCAAGAGACGACGGACGCAGUCCACCGGGCGGAGGAGAC